UGGGCUUUCGGGCUAUGUGGGGGCUCGGAGUUCAGAGGCCAGAGUCAAGCUAGGCCUGGGGGAGGACGGGUCCCAGGACCCGAGAGUUCCACGUCUGGCUUGCAGUAGGGGACAAGACGCGAGCACCUACGCCAAAGGGGAGCAAAGCCGGGCGCGGCGCGAGGCCCCCAGGACCUCCAUCUCCCAAUGCCGGAGGAAUCCACCACGUGACAGUCUGAUUGCUGUCUCUGGCUAGAGGAGCCCCGUAAGCGCCAUGGCUCCCAAGAAGCCUCUCUGCCUUCCCUCCCUGCUGCUGCCGAUCCUGACGCUGCUGCUGCCCCAGGCCGACACUCGGUCGUUCGUAGUGGAUCGAGAUAACGGCAGAUUCCUCCUGGAUGGGGUCCCGUUCCGCUACGUGUCUGGCAGCCUGCACUACUUUCGGGUACCUCGGGUGCUUUGGGCUGACCGGCUUUUCAAGAUGCGAAUGAGUGGCCUCAAUGCUGUACAGUUUUAUGUACCCUGGAACUACCAUGAGCCAGAGCCUGGGGUCUAUAACUUCAAUGGCAGCCGGGACCUCAUUGCAUUUCUGAAUGAGGCAACUAUAGCGAACCUGUUGGUCAUCCUGAGACCAGGACCUUACAUCUGUGCAGAGUGGGAGAUGGGGGGUCUCCCAGCCUGGUUGCUUCGAAAACCUACAAUUCAUCUGAGAACUUCAGAUCCAGACUUCCUUGCUGCAGUGGACUCCUGGUUCAAGGUCUUGCUGCCCAAGAUAUAUCCAUGGCUCUACCACAAUGGGGGCAACAUCAUUAGCAUCCAGGUGGAAAAUGAAUAUGGCAGCUACAGGGCCUGUGACUUCAACUAUAUGCGGCACCUGGCUGGGCUCUUCCGUGCACUGCUAGGAGAUAAGAUCUUGCUCUUCACCACAGAUGGGCCUGAAGGACUCAGAUGUGGCUCCCUCCAGGGACUCUUUACCACUGUAGAUUUUGGCCCAGCUGACAACAUGACCAGAAUCUUUACCCUCCUUCGGAAGUAUGAACCCAAUGGGCCACUGGUGAACUCUGAGUACUACACCGGCUGGCUGGAUUACUGGGGCCAGAAUCACUCCACACGGUCCAUUCCAACUGUAACGAAAGGACUAGAGAACAUGCUGAAGUUGGGAGCCAGUGUGAACAUGUACAUGUUCCAUGGAGGUACCAACUUUGGAUACUGGAAUGGUGCUGAUGAGAAGGGACGCUUCAUUCCAAUUACUACCAGCUAUGACUACGAUGCACCAAUAUCUGAAGCAGGGGACCCCACACCUAAGCUUUUUGCUCUUCGAAAUGUCAUCAGCAAGGCCUUCCCUGAACCCCAGGUUAAGAAUUUUGCACAGGGGUCUCCAAAUAGGGAUUAUUUGUAUGGUUUUCCUAUGGUUCCUAAGAGAAUUUGGGCUCAGUUCCAGGAAAUUCCCUUGGGUCCUUUACCUCCCCCCAGUCCCAAGAUGAUGCUCGGACCUUUGACCUUGCACCUGGAUGGGGAUUUGCUGGCUUUCCUAGAUUUUCUGUGUCCCCAAGGGCCCAUCCACUCAAUCUUGCCAUUGACCUUUGAGGCUGUCAAACAGGAUCAUGGUUUUAUGUUGUACCGGACCUAUCUGACCUAUACUGUUUCUGAGCCAACACAAUUCUGGGUGCCAAACAAUGGAGUCCAUGACCGAGCCUAUGUGAUGGUGGAUGGGGUGUUUCAGGGUGUUUUGGAACGAAACAUGAAAUACAAACUAUUUUUGAUGGGGAAAUUGGGGGCCAAACUGGAUGUCUUGCUGGAGAACAUGGGGAGGCUCAGUUUUGGGUCUAACAGCAGUGACUUCAAGGGCCUUUUGGAGCCACCAGUUCUGGGGCAAACAAUCCUUACCCAUUGGCUGAUGUUCCCUCUGAAAGUUGAUAAGCUUGUAAAGUGGUGGUUUCCCUUCCAGUUGUUAAAAAGGUCACAUCCUGAAACUCCCUCCGGGCCUGCCUUCUACUCGGCUACAUUUCCAAUUUCAGGCUCAGGCCGGGACACAUUUCUCUUUCUACCUGGAUGGACUAAGGGCCAAGUCUGGAUCAAUGGGUUUAACUUGGGCCGGUACUGGACAAAGCGGGGGCCACAACACACCCUCUACCUGCCAAGACCCCUGCUGUUUCCUAGCGGAGCCCUCAACAGAAUCACAUUGCUGGAGCUAGAAAAUGUGCCUCCCCAGCCCCAAGUCCAAUUUCUGGAUAGGCCCAUCCUUAAUUGCACAUUGCGCAAGACAUACAUCUACUCCCUCUCAGCUGGUGUACAGGGUACCUCUGAACUGAUGCAGUUAAGUGGGCACUGAAAGGAAGGUAACCCUUGGACCUAGGACAUGGAAUGGGCGGGACCCCUUGGUGCUGGCCAUGGUGACUAUAAGGAACAAAAGGCCACUAGGCCGGAAUGUAAGUACAAGCACAGUUUCCUUGCCAAACUUUAUUGUGAUUAAAGUUCCAGAGACAGUAGCAGCUCCA
Molecule: messenger RNA, 2474 nt
Organism: Manis pentadactyla (Chinese pangolin)
Lineage: Eukaryota; Metazoa; Chordata; Mammalia; Pholidota; Manidae
Gene: GLB1L
Product: galactosidase beta 1 like
Exons: 17
Coding region: 254-2308 (684 amino acids)
Biological process (GO): carbohydrate metabolic process
Cellular component (GO): vacuole
Molecular function (GO): beta-galactosidase activity
Source: RefSeq, a predicted model, not a curated record